Eriocheir sinensis (Chinese mitten crab) is the source of this 3312-nucleotide messenger RNA. RefSeq names its product sodium/hydrogen exchanger 9B2-like. Gene Ontology annotation, biological process: proton transmembrane transport. Lineage: Eukaryota; Metazoa; Arthropoda; Malacostraca; Decapoda; Varunidae. Gene Ontology annotation, cellular component: membrane. Gene Ontology annotation, molecular function: antiporter activity. The transcript has 14 exons. The record is from RefSeq and is a predicted model, not a curated record. The coding region runs from base 473 to 2476 and encodes 667 amino acids.
CAGUGUGCGUGCGGCCUUGAGCGGGGGAGAGCGUAUUGCCGCCCUUAUCUCCAUGGGCCUCUAGUGGUGCCAUGUGCCAGGCAAGACAGUGCCGGGAACGUUGUGUUGGCGGGGGCGUUGCGUGCCAGGCAUAACUAUUAGCAGGAGAGGCUGGGUGGACUGAGGAAGCCAGCAAAUAAACCCCCACCUCCUCUGCCUCGCCUAUAGGCCUAUGCGGGCAGUGCUGGAGGGACACUUGAGAGGAAGAGACUAACCCCAAAGAUGUCACCAUGAGUAUGCUUCUAGAGUACAAGAACACAGCAACUUCACCUGUUUCAAGACAAACAGCAUCCUCUCCAAGACAAGCAGCAUCCUCUCCAAGGCAACCAGCAUCCUCUCUAAGGCAUACAGCAUCUUCUACUCUUCCAAGACAAACAGCAUCCUCUCCUCCUCCCAGACAAAUGUCCAGAGCCACAGAGAGCCACAGGUCGCCAUGGAGCCAGACAGCAUGCCGGACAAGCUCUUGGGGGGUGAUGGAGAUGGGCAGAAAGACGACUUGGUGGCUCCAGUAAAUCUGGCCUAUGAAGACCCACUGCCAGGCUCACCCCAAGGCACUGCAGAGGACCCGGCCGAGAGGGAGGAUGAGGUGGACAAGGAGGCAAAAUCAGAGGUGCAAGAAACCACCACCAGCACUACCACUACAACCUCCACCCCUUCCAUCCCUGCCCCUUCCCCCACCAGGCAGAGAGACACCCUUGAAAACCUCCCCCCAGUGGAUAGCAGAGCCCCUUCACAGCGCCACACAAGGACGGCCAGCCAAUUGUCCAUAAGUGAUGCCUCCAACAACGCAGCCUCGGAGCCUGAUGUCGGAGGCGUGGAAGAGAGCGACGGCUAUGCCACGCCAGAGUUCAACAAUCGCAGUGCAGCGUACAGUGAGGCGGCCACACUGCCUAUCGGCUCUCCAAGCGUGGAGGAGAAACUGCAGGAAUGGGAGAGGGACAGAACCUCCGAGGAGAAGAGAUUGCCUGCCAGGGGGGGUGAAGUGGGCCGCUGUGAGGGCUGCUGCAGCUGCCUCCUGCGGGCGAACCACAAGCUGCCUGAACACCCCACGACAGCACAGCACCUCAAGUAUUCCCUCACCUGCCCCCCCCACGGCAAGGUGGGGGACACUCUGCUAUGGGUGGUGAUGGUCCUGACCGCUUGGGGCUGCCUGGUCUGCAUCACUGGCCGCCAAGCUCUGCCAGGGGGUAACCUGUUCAGCCUGGCCGUGCUGUACGUGGCUGCCGUGCUGGCUGCCCGCCUCGCCUCCGCUGUGGCCAUGCCGCCACUCCUGGGAAGCCUCCUGGCGGGCAUUCUGUUCAAGAGCGUGCCAGGCAUAAACAACGUGGGGCAUAGCGUGGAUGUCUAUUGGUCUGCCGUGAUAAGAAAUCUUGUCCUGGUCAUCAUCCUUCUCCGCGCCGGGCUUGGGCUUGACCCUGAGGCGCUGCGGAAGCUGAGCUGUGUGGUGCUGCGUCUUGCCCUGUUGCCCUGCAUGGUGGAGGCUGUGGCAACCGCCCUCAUGACCAAACUCCUCCUUGGCCUGCCCUGGUUGUGGAGUUUCAUGUUGGGGUUCAUCGUGGCAGCGGUCUCCCCAGCUGUGGUCGUUCCAGGGCUACUGAGGCUGGGGGAGGAGGGCUAUGGGGUGGAGGCUGGCAUCCCCACUCUGGUCAUCGCCGCCGCCAGCCUCGAUGACGUUCUGGCCAUCACAGGAUUCUCGGUCAUGCUGGGAUUGACGUUCGCUGAGGGAUCGCUGGGUUGGACGUUAGCCAAGGGGCCGCUGGAGGUGGUGGCGGGGCUGGUGUAUGGGGCGGUGUUCGGGGCGCUGUGCUGGCUGCUGCCCCACCGAGAGAGCAAGGACAGGCCGGCGUACAAGUUCAUGUUGCUCUUCUGCCUUGGUACGCUGGGCAUGUUUGGCAGCUACAAGGUUGGACUCAAGAGCUCCGGCCCCAUCGCUGUUCUGUCCCUGGCCUUCGUGACGGGCCUGGGCUGGCGACGGGGAGGCAGUUGGGAUGCUGAGGUGACAGUCUACUACCGAGUGCUCUGGGAGGUGUUUCAGCCAGCUCUGUUUGUCCUCAUCGGAGUGGAGAUUGAUGUCGGGAGCAUAGACACUGGCACCAUAGGCUGGGGUCUGCUGGUCCUGGUGGUGUGUCUCAGCCUGCGUGUGGCCACCUCCUUCCUGGUGGUGGCUGGUGCUGGGUUUUCGCUGCUGGAAAGGUUCUUCAUUGCCAUUGCCUGGCUACCCAAGGCCACUGUGCAGGCGGCCAUCGGAUCUCAGGCCCUGGACUAUGUGAGGCAAAAUGACGGCACUGCAGAGGACAUAUUCAGAGGAGAGCAGGUGGUGACCCUUGCUGUCAUGGUGAUCCUGGUGACCGCUCCCAUCGGCGCUGCGGCCAUCAAGCUCACUGGGCCAAAGUUCCUCGCCCGCCGCCGCCCGAGUGACCCGCUGACCCAAGCCUAGACCUGCCAACUAUGUUGCUCGCCCACUGGCUUAUAGGGCUGGUAAGGGGAUGUCUGUGUGUGUGUGUGUGAGUGUGUGUGUGAGUGUGUGUGUGUGGAGGUCCUUCAGAGAGAGAGAGAGAGAGAGUGUGUGUAUCUAUCUAUAUAUUUCCUUCAUCAGUGUUUCUUCCUCUUUGUCUCUUUCUCUCUGUAUGUGUGUGUGUGUGUGUGUGUGUGUGUGUAUGGAGGCCCUUCAGAGAGAGAGAGAGAGAACGCUUGGGUGAAUGAGUCAACAUAUAUAUUCCUCCGUCACUGUGUUCUGCCGUGCCUUGCUUCCCUUCGUUCCCAGCAAGCCAAGGUCACACAACGAGACUCGCUGCGCCUUUGUAAAUCAGUGAAGUGCUGUCGACGUUGCCAUGUGUAUUUUUAACCCCCCGAGACGUCAUGUAUUUUUCCCGUAUUAUGAGAACCAGUGAGAUUUUCCACGCCUGUCGAGUCUCCUGUUUGAUUAUGUGUGUCUGAGGAGGUUGUCGGUAGUGGUGGAGGUGUCAGUAUUGUGUUAGUAAGUGUGUCAUGUCUUGUGGUACCUUUUCUUAGCGCACAGUCUUCUAAUUCUUCUUUUUCUCAUUUCUUGUUUUUUUAUUUCAUUUUUGUCAUUAUUUUAAAUUUUUUCGUUUCAAUUUUCUAAUAUUUUUUUAACUUUUAUUAUUUUUACGUUUUUUUUUCUUCAUUAUUUCUGUCUAUCAUUUUUUACUUAGUUCUUCUUCUAUCCUCUUCCCUUACCUUCCCUCCCUUACCUUCUUCAUUCUGCCCUCAUCUUCACUUUCCUUACCCUUACCUUACCCCUACCUUCCCUCC